Messenger RNA from Chlamydomonas reinhardtii, 4677 nucleotides. RefSeq lists its product as uncharacterized. The record is from RefSeq and is a predicted model, not a curated record. The transcript has 6 exons. NCBI's taxonomy places the organism in Eukaryota, Viridiplantae, Chlorophyta, Chlorophyceae, Chlamydomonadales, Chlamydomonadaceae. The coding region runs from base 328 to 4005 and encodes 1225 amino acids.
AUCAAAACAGCUGCUGCGGAUACAAUGGUAGAGCGUUCCUAGGACCUCCCUAGCUCGGCGUUGAGGUGUCCCAGUGGCGAAUUGCCAAUGAGUGCGCUCAAGGGCCUCCAGGUUCUCAGGCAGCGCCAGCUCGGCAUUCUUGAAGCUUUUCCCGAUCUUGGAAACAGAAAAGCCCCAGGGGAGGACAGCGCCAGCGAUGAGCCCAAGCCGAAACCUUUCGGGCCGCAGCCACAUUCUGACCCUCCUGCCCUUGGCGGUGGGGACGGGGCGCCGUGCCCCUCACUGAGCCGAGUGGCCUUGGUGCUUCUUCGGUGCCAUCCCACGGCAAUGUUUGGUUCUGCCGUGUCUUCAGGCGUGAGCCUGUUGCCGAGCUCUGGCAGGUUAGAUGCUGGGCUGCGCACCGGCAUCUACCCCGAGGCGGGGAGGGACUCAAACAGGUGUACUGGCACACACGCCGCGGCGGGGCCGGACGAUGCACCUUGCACCAGCGGACGCGGUGACGGCACAGGCGCAGCAGCAUGGAGCAGCAGGGCCAGCAGCCGCGGCAGCCAGCGCCUGGGCCGCGCCAAGCGCCUGCCCUGGGCGCAUCUGGCCGCACGUGAACAGGCGGCGGCCGCGCGGCUUGCGGAGGCGGCUGAAGCGAGGGCGCAGCUCUUAACAUACCUUCCAGACGUAGAACGCGACGUGGCUUUGGAUUUUGAGAUCUACAGCGACGGCAGCUUCUUCAGCGCCGAUGGCGCCGGAUCCAGCCGCCUCUCCUGCGCGCCGGCGGGCGCCGACCUGUACGAACCGAGCCUGUACGGCGACGAUUAUAACCUGUACGCCGGGCGCCAAGAGGCGUGGCUGCGCCGCUACGACAGCGGUCGCGGGCGGCUCCGCGGCCUUGACGUCAAUGAUGACGAGGGGUUUCAGGAGUUCAACAGCUGUGAUGGGGACGUUUUGGAUUUGGAGCGGGGCGGGCAAACCGCCGGCGGCAGCGAGCGCGGCGGCAGCGAAGGGGACGUUUUCUCCAGUGAUACUGAGUCGCUUUAUGAGUGGCUGACCCACAUCUCGGAUGCGCUGCUGGAAGCAGAGGAGGAGCUCAGCAGCGGGAGGUGGUUCGGACGCGGCAGCCGCGGCGGCGUGGGGGUGCCGGCGCGGCCGCUGCCGCCGGCGCCUUGGGCACCAGCGGAGCGGGAAGAGGUUGUGCAGGAGGCGGUGGCCCUGGCGACGCAGCGCUGUCUGCUCAAGGCGGCGGUGCUGCCGCUUGACCGACUCAUCAAAGAGUAUGGUGCCGAUGUGGACAGGUGGGCGAAGGAGGCCGGAGAUCAGGCGGUCAUCGCGGGUGGGGAAACGGAGCAGGAGCAGAAGCGGCUGCUGCUGCGGGCCAAGCAACAACGACGAGAAGCGGCGGAGCUUUUUAAGAGCAGCAUGCGUACUCGGCUCCAGCUGACGCGGUCUUGUAAUGCCAAGACAGCAGCCUACGAAAUGCUGCUGGAGGGACCGCGCGGCGAGCAGAUAGGCAUUGAUGCCGAUAUCACGGAUUUUCGCCUCGCGGUCCAGAGGUUGGAGGUCAUCUGCGAGCUGCUGCAGCGCAAGACGGGGAAGGGUUCGGGUGGCAGCGGCGGCAGCAGUGAAACCGUGGCGCGAUUCGAGGAGCUCUGUGCGGUGCUGAUGGCGGCUGUGACGGAUGAGGAUGGGCCGGAGCGGCUGCGAUGGCGGGUGCUGAUGGAUGCAGCGACGCGCGCGACGGGCGCUGCUAAACACACCGCGAUUGUCGCUCUCAACUGGGCGCUUCUAGGCUGUGUGCAGAUCAUCGCUGGAUGCCUGAUCGCUGACGGAAGCCCGCUGCAUGAGCUAGGCCCGCUGGACCCCGUCACGGCCGCUGCGGCAGCUGCCUGCUACGAGUACGCCAGCCUGUCCGCGUCUGAGGCGGGCGUUGCUGAGCAGGUGUACUACUCUGCUGAGCAAUUCUAUGCGAUGCUCCACAUGGGCCCGCUGCCGCCCAUCGCGCUCCAAGUGCGGACAGACCUCUUGCCCGCUACGGCGGCCUCGCCGCCGCAGCCGCAGCCGCUGCCGCAGCCGCUGUCGGCGGAGCACCUCAAUUCCACGGCCAUGCGGAGCAUGUUCCACACCCUGUCCACAUACGGCUGGCUGGGAUACCUGCAUCUGGUCGGUCGGGACGGCGACAACAACGCCGUGAGCGAGGAGGAGCUGAUCGCGGCUGAGGAUGAACUGUUUGGCUGCGAGUUGGUCGAUUACGUGCUGUGGCAGCAGCAGAGCCAGCAGAGCCAACUCAUCAGCACAGGGGAUGCCGACACGGUUUCGGGCUCGGGAGACGAGGGCGAGUGCGCCGCCAGCCCACAGCCGCAGCAGGGCCUUCCCAGGUCUGCUGUGGCCGGGCCUGGGCCUGGGCCUGCGGCGGGGCCGUCCACCGCGACGCGGCGCAGCGCCGCCGCCGCGGCGGCUCCACCAGCGGGCGCCGCCACGGCGGUGUCUGCCGUCAGCAGCAGCAGCGGCGGCGGCGGCGGCAGCCGCGAGCCGCGCCAGGGUCUGCUUGAGGUGGCGGCGGCUUGGGAUGCUCUGCCGCCGCCGCCAGCUGCGCUGCAGGCCCAGGCGGUGGCGCUGCUGGCCGCCACGCGGGAGGUCCUGGCUCUGAUGGAGCAGCCCAUGCGGGUGCUGCCAGCAGAGGUGGGCGCCACCACGGCCGGGAAGGGCCCCGGCUGGAGCCUCGGUCCGCCUCCCGAGGCUCCGGCCGGCGCCGCAGGCGACGGCGAGAGCGAGGUCCGGUGUCGGCUGCGGCUGGAGGGGCCGGAGCUGGUGGCGGCUCUGGCCAUGCUCUUGGCUGAUGGGCAAGCCCUCGCGGACUACCGCAAGGGCUCGGGCGCCGGCCAGCUGCAGACGCUGUGGCUGCCGGUGGGGAAUCCGCCCGCCUCAGCCUCUGCGGUAUCAGGAGCAACGUCAACCGGUGCCCAGCGUGCAGGGCAGCAGCACGGGCCCCAGCAGCAGCAGCUGCAGCACGGGAUAGAGGUGGAGUUCGUGCGCUGCCUGGGCUUCAGCGCCCGCGAGACCCUGGGUGGCGGCUCCACCACGCUGAUGGAGGAGCGCAAGUUGCGCUUAAGCAACAACAUCGUGCAGGUCACCGACAAACUUAAGCCGGCGGACGCGGCGAAGCAGGCACACAAGGUCCUCAAGGAGUACGGCGCCUGUUACAUGCAUGGCAAGGGCGCUGGCGGCGUGCUGCGGGUGCUGCAGGCGCUGGCGCGGGUGCGGCAGGACAUGCGGCAGGCGGGUGGAGGCGGGCGGGACGUGGCUGCACUCGUGACCGAAACCGUUCACUACGGGGAUGCUGACGUCUUGAACGAGUGCCGAAAGGCGACAACACCGGCGCCGGCCGCUGCCGGCCAACACGCCGGCACCGGCGCGUCGCAGCAGCAGCAGAAACAGAAGCACCAGCCGGCGUAUGCGGGACAGGAAGGAGAGGCGGCAGAGCCACUCGAUGACUGGUCGCUGCAGGCGUGCGUAGACGAGUUCGCAGUCAACGUGGAAAUCCUUGAAAGGGGGCCCGUCGGGUCUUGCGGCAGCGACGCGGACCUGGAGCUGGAGUUGCAGCUGGGUAGACUUGUGGAGAGGCUCGCGUGGCGCGUGCUGCUACCGCUACUGCCGCCGCCGCCGCCACAGCAGGGGCAGCGGGGCAGCGGUGGUGGUGGCGGCGGCGACGGCGGCGGCUCAAACACACCGGUGGCCUGUGAGGCGGGCUCUUCGGAUGUGGUACUGUGGUUAGAGCAGGUCUACCAGUUAAUUGGCGGGGCGAAACACCGCGAGGGCAGGGACGAGGCGCGGUGGCUAAUUGAUCAUGCGGUCGGGAGCGCACGAAAGGAACUGGUGGUUGAGUUCCUGGUGCUCACGUGCAGCCCCGGCCACCCCACCGAGUUCUACCUAGCGCCCGGCGUGGCUGCGGCUGCGCAGAAAAAGCUCAAGGAGGAGAAGAUGACCAAGGACGUGGCGGUGAUUGACCGGCUGUGAGGCGCAUCACGCAAGCUUGGCUUGGGUGUUGCGCACGGGUGUUGCCGUACUUGGACAGUAUGUCCGUCUGCAUGAACGGUGUAGCGUGUGAUCUGUUUGGUUUCUAGUGUUGUCAGUGGGUAAACAAGAGAGCAAUGAGAGGCACAGGACAGGAGCGGUAUGCGGCACGGCUGUUACGGAUGGCGGUAGGAUGGCACUGCACGAACUGGGUACCGUACUUUCAUUGAGCAUAAUCUGGCGACUGGGCUGGACAGGGCUGUACGCAAGGUGUGGCUGCACACCUGGCAAGGCUACGAUGGCAUAAGCACAAAUGCCAGCUCUCACAAAGCCAGUGCAGGGAAUAAUGCUGUGCUGAGUAAAAGCAAGACAGAAUGCAUGGAGCGAGGUAGGCGCAUGGAAAGGGAAGUUGCAAGGCCAUGUGCCGACAUUCAUUACUUUGUUGUUAUGCAUUGUACCUCCAGUACUUGGGGGAGGAUACCAAAGGUUAGGCAGCUAUUAUCGGUACGCGAUUCAGGGAGGAGCUUUCUUGUCGGGACGGGAGCUGAAGGCGGUGUCAGGUGGAGACGUGUGGAGCAACAUGCACCAUCGUCCAGUGGCUCCACUCUGGCGUUGACUACGCGAGGGUACACGGACGCGUCAUUCAUUCGUUUUGCUUUGUAAGCACGCUCCCUC